AACCUCCAAUUAUUUUGUUUACGCUUCUUUGUAAUUUUUUGGUUAUUUUUUAGUUUUGAGCACGAACCAAGACAUUCGUUUCCAGUCCAUAAUAUCUUAGUUCGUGGUUUUGAGGAUUUUAUUAUUCUGUGGAUACUAAAAUUUAUAUUACCAAAGUUCGGUUCUUUUAUUUUCUAGAGUCCAUAUUAUAGAUACUAUGUUAUAGCCCAUUAGUGAUUUCGAUAAUCGAAUGUAAACAAAUUCUAUAUAACUUAUAACUUAUAAGUAAAAACAAAGAUGGCCUCAUUGAGUAAAAAUUUGGAACCAUAUCAUAGCAGCGACGAAGGAGGAGGAAAUUCCAAGGAGGAACAGAGGCGUCAACUCACAUGUAUAAACAGGCGUUGUAGAAAUGGUGAUACUUUGAUCGAAGCGAUGGAAAUAGCGUGCACUUACUAUGACGUUGAUUACAAGCCUGGCAAAGAGGUUUGCAUGACGUGUUUUAUAAAUUGUCUUAAACAUUAUAAAUAUCUCGAAAUGAAAUGGAAGGAGGGAAAAUGUAUUAUGGAAUCCAAUUUUCCGUGUUUCGAUUCAUACUUAGUUAUUGAUGAUUCAUCGGGUGAAGAAGAAGAAGAAGAAGCAGAAAAAGAAAAGCAAAAACCUAGUACUUCUAAGGUUGGUUUACCUCCCAACCCAGUAAUUAAAAAAGCAAUGGAUUGGACAGUCGUCAAUUUUUUUGAUAGAAACAUACAUCUCUUUGAGCGACAAAUUAAAUUAAGCGACAAGUAUAUGGAUGAAGGAAUAAAGCAAUGUCAGGCUGAAGCGGAUGAAAUUGAUGAAUUUAUUUUUAAUUUAGAAAAUCAAAUGGAAUCAUUAAAAAAUGAAAUAUAUAGUCCAUAUGAACCAAUUGUAACGAGCUUAGAACCUGUGGAUAUCGAUGAGUUGGAGGAUAAUAUGGAAGAGGAACAAGAAGAAGUCAAUAUUCCUCAAAAAGAAAUAAAUAAGUUUAUAGCGGAAAUCAAGAUGCCUAAAGAAGCCAAAAAGGUUAAAUCAGAUAACUCUAAGAAAUCUGAUAUAUCUGAUAAGGACGAUAUUAUUACUAUUGAUAGAACCGAAUCUGAUAAGGACGAUAUUAUUACUAUUGAUAGAACCGUUUGUGUUGUACCAGCUAAUUUACCUGUAGAAGGGCCUUUAGAGUAUCCUGGUGUUGAGGCUGGACAAAUUGUAUAUGCAAUGAAGUUAACUAAAAACGAUCCGUGGUAUAUAGCUAAAAUUAAAAAUAUAGUUAAUGAAGAUUAUGUACAUGUUAUGUUCUAUACUGGUGAAAAGUUAGUGACAACAAAACAAAUUGCACACCAUACACUGAAUUCAGUAAGAUUUCCUGUGGGUUGCAGAGUAAUUGCUAAGUUUACUGAUCCUAAUUCUAAAUACACUGAUGAAUUUUAUGCUGGUUUAAUUGCUGAACCUCCAAAAAUGCUUAAUAACUUUCGAUACUUGAUUUUUUUUGAUGAUGGUUGUGCUCAAUAUCGACACCACCAAGAUAUUCGUUUAAUUGCACGUAGAGCAAGUUCACAUUAUGUAUGGAAAGAAGUAGAAGAGAAUUCCCAGGAUUUUAUAAAAAGUUAUUUAGAAAAGUAUCCUGAACGGCAGAUGGUUAAGUUGACCAAACAACAUUCAGUACGAGCAGAGCAUCAAGGUCAGUGGCACACGGCAAAAGUACUUGAAGUUGAUGCAUCUUUGGUCAAAUUAUAUUUUACCGAUUUCAAACAUACUGAAUGGAUAUAUCGUGGCUCUUCACGUUUGUAUAAUAUUUUUGAAAAACAGAUGAACUCUGAGAGAGGUAUUCGAUUAAGGCAAUCUGGACUAGCUUAUUUAAAAAAACCAUUUGUAGAAUUCACAAGUGUAGAAGAAGAGCCCUCCCGCCUUUUAUCUAAAGUUGUAACUCGUAAAAGUACCGGCAAAAAUUCAACAACCUCUGGUGACGGAACUCAAAAAUGGAAUAAAAAUAAGGCCAAUGCUACUAAGGUUUUUGACCUAUUUUUACCUAAAAAUGCUCCUAAUCCACUAAGAAAUAACAAACACAAAUGUACUCCUUUAUGUAUUGCAUGGACAAAAUACAACUAUGAUAGAACUAGGUCUAUCAACAUGUUGACUAUUCCAUUACAUUUUGGUUUCGACAGGAUUCAAACAGUCUUUAAUAAUAAAUCUCAAAAAUGUGUCCUGUACAGAACCCCGUGUGGUGUAACUAUUCGAAACUUGAAACAGAUGCUGAAAUAUCUUAUUGCUACCCAAAGUGCAAUGACUAUUGACCAAUUCGAUUUUAAUAGUUGGGUCAAACCAUUUGCAGAGUAUAAAAUCUUAAAAAGUGUGCAAUUUUUAGAAGAUAUAUCCGAGGGCCAGGAAUUUAGGGGCAUACCAUGUGUGAAUAUUAUUAACAGUACAUUACCACCAAAAAUGGAUUAUAUGACUACUAGACAACCAAUGCCAGGUGUUAACAUAAAUGUAGAGAGUAAGUUCUUAUGUGGAUGUGACUGCACUGACAACUGUCAAGAUAAAUCAAAAUGUGCUUGUUGGAAGAUGACUAUCGAAGGACAGAAGAUUUUACCUAAUCUUUACAAAGAUCCAAAUAUUGGUUACAAUUAUCGAAGAUUGCCUGAACGAGUUUUAACAGGUAUUUAUGAAUGCAAUAAGACAUGUAAAUGUUCCAGUUCAUGUUUAAAUCGUGUGGUACAGAAUCCACUGUCGCAAAAGUUACAAUUAUUCAUGACUGAGAAAAAAGGAUGGGGUGUUCAAUGUUUGAAUGAUAUACCUCAAGGGAGUUUCAUAUGCAUUUACGUUGGUUAUUUGUUAACUGAAACUGAUGCUAAUGAAGGUGGGAAAAAUUAUGGCGAUGAAUAUUUGGCAGAAUUGGACUAUAUUGAAGUUGUUGAAAAAAUAAAAGAAGAUUAUGAAAGUGAAGUACCUGACAGUGACCCUGAAUAUGAAACUGAGACAAAUCAAUCUGAAUCAUCCGAAGAACAUUAUCCUAGUACAUCUGAUGGUAGAAGAUCUGGAAUGUCAUUAAAGUUGCGCAAGCGCAAUAAAUCAAAAACAAAAAAAGAUGGUAAACAUGUGCAGGUUUUGUCCAAAUUAAAUGCACGCAAUAUGAAAAACAACCCUAAACCUCCAAAAUCAGUGCGUGAAUACUUUGGAAACAACGAGAGUGUAUAUAUCAUGGAUGCAAAAACUAGUGGCAACAUUGGACGUUAUUUAAACCAUUCGUGUUCUCCAAAUACAUUUGUCCAAAAUGUAUUUGUGGAUACUCAUGAUUUACGGUUUCCAUGGGUAUCAUUUUUUGCACUCCAUUAUAUACCAGCUGGAACAGAGUUAACUUGGGACUAUAGCUAUGAUGUAGGAAGUGUUCCGGGAAAAAGGAUGAAAUGUCAUUGUGAGUCACUUUACUGUAGAGGAAGAUUGCUGUAAUUAUGUAUGAAUUAGUUUACUCAUAUGCAGUCAUGAGGCUGAAACAAUAUGUAGUUACUAAUUAACUUUGAUAUAAUACUUGAGUAAUUUUUUUUUUUAUAAUAUUUCAAAUGUUUCAAA
This is a messenger RNA of Acyrthosiphon pisum (pea aphid), 3558 nucleotides long. RefSeq names its product histone-lysine N-methyltransferase eggless. Gene Ontology annotation, biological process: negative regulation of gene expression; heterochromatin organization. Gene Ontology annotation, cellular component: nucleus. Gene Ontology annotation, molecular function: protein binding; histone H3K9 methyltransferase activity; DNA binding. The coding region runs from base 277 to 3438 and encodes 1053 amino acids. NCBI's taxonomy places the organism in Eukaryota, Metazoa, Arthropoda, Insecta, Hemiptera, Aphididae. The transcript has 5 exons. The record is from RefSeq and is a predicted model, not a curated record.